Talaromyces rugulosus is the source of this 2247-nucleotide messenger RNA. RefSeq lists its product as uncharacterized. Bases 1 to 2247 code for a protein of 748 amino acids. The transcript is spliced from 11 exons. The record is from RefSeq and is a predicted model, not a curated record. Gene Ontology annotation, molecular function: RNA polymerase II cis-regulatory region sequence-specific DNA binding; zinc ion binding; DNA-binding transcription factor activity, RNA polymerase II-specific. NCBI's taxonomy places the organism in Eukaryota, Fungi, Ascomycota, Eurotiomycetes, Eurotiales, Trichocomaceae. Gene Ontology annotation, biological process: positive regulation of transcription from RNA polymerase II promoter by galactose; DNA-templated transcription. Gene Ontology annotation, cellular component: nucleus.
AUGUACCUUCGCGACGCCGUGAGUAUCUCUAAGAGCAUUCAUUAUACGCCAGACACAUCAUCUAAAUCCCCAGACAGAAGGCGAGUAGCGACGCUCCCUGAGGAUUUCAUAACACGCUCCCAGUCACCUAUACACCCAUCUCGCAAAAGAUCGGCCUCCAAGUCCUCAUCGUUGGGACCUGUGACCGUCUCCGCCGCUUCUACGGGGCCAAAUGUGGACGACAGCGACAGUUCGGGUAAUCAGACAAAAAUCCUCUCCGAGUCGGGUAAAGCGCACCUGCUGCUGAUCGAUCAGGACGACCAGAUCGUUUACUCAGGGCCAUCCACGGGGAUUCCAUUAUUUGCUCGCCUCGGCUUGCUCCAUACCGUCGAAGUGUCCGAGAGUGACAAGAAUGGGCUGUAUUUUUCAUCUCACUCUGGAGGCGCUUUAGGCAUCAUAGGAGCCUCACGGUCUUCGUACGAUUGUUUCGAUCUUUGCCUGCAACGCUGCCCACAGGAACUCAUGUUCAACUUGAUACGCUAUCAUCUCACUAGCCCUCUAUUCUUUCCUGUGUUACAUGCUCCUUCGUUAUUAUCGGAAUUCGUCGCGGUCACCAAGAGACGCCUGAUUUGCACUCCUCAAUAUGGAGCUUUCUUGAUGAGCAUCCUCGCCGUCACGGUUCGUUUGGUUGAAAAUGCCAAAUUUCUCCUUCCGCCUUCUGAGCGCGAUCAAGCCAGCGAAUCUUACUUUGAACUUGCCCAGGAUUUGCUCAGAUCCAGCAAAAACAACCUUGACAUUCGACAUAUCCUGGCUCUAUAUCAUCUUGCAUUGUUCACCGAAGGCCGCAAUAAUUCUACGGGCCCUGUCUCUACUUUCGUUGCGGAAGCCAUUGGUCUAGCAUUCACCACUGGGCUGCACCGCAAUACCAGAGAUUUUAAGAUGGAUCCGGUGACGCUGCAGAUCCGUACACGCCUCUUUUGGGCUUUAUAUUCUCUGGAUAUCUCCCUUGCUUAUUCUCAAGGUCGUCCACCACUUAUUAGGCUAUCGGAAUGUAGCGUUGAUCUACCUGUCAUUGUCGACAAUGAAUACGUCACCAAGACAACGAUUUUACCCCAGCCGGAGAGCAGUCCACCAGUGGCCAUGGCAGCGGCUGUAGAGGUAACCAAACUAUACAUGGUCCUCGAGCAGGUAUUGUCUGCAAUCAAUGCCCCAUCAGAGACAGUUGCAGCCGCAUUCUCACUGGACGACCGGCCUCUCGCACGCAAUCGCAUUUUUAUUGAAAGAGAUCUCCCACCUUAUCUAUCGCAAGUCGAUGCCACCGUCAAUCCGGCCUCGAAGACCUUUCACGCCAGCCGCGUACGAGCGACUGUCCAAUUCGUUCGAACCCUAAUAGCUCGACAGGCCCUCAUUGACGGAUUUGAGGCAAAUCCCUCGCCGACUGAAGUAGAAUUUGACUCUGCUACAUUCAAAGCUUGCCACCUUUCAAUAGAUAUCAUCAAAACUUAUUCGCGACUACGGCACACGGGCCACCUUCGAUUUUGUGGCUUUCAAGCCGUUUCUCACGUCACAGCUGCCGCACAUACACUUAUUGCAUGUAUGCUGAGAAAUUCGGAUUCAGCAUUCGAGUAUCGACCAGAUCUACUUACCGCCAUCGACCUCUUACUUGCUUUCUCGGCUCCCUUUCCAUCUGCCAAAACAAUCGCUCAGCUUCUUGUCCAGAUAUCGCGAACGUUGGACUAUCGCCAUGGUUCAACGAGUGAGACUGAAGCCGCAGCCAUUCGUGUCCUUGCUAGGAAGUUUGCACCACCUUUACCCAAAUGUUCCUCCCGAGCAAACGCAUCUGAGCGGCAGCAAGCGGUCUCAAAAACUCCAGCUUUGUCCUCAUUGAGGCCCCCGCUCUGGCAAUAUGGUGCCAAUACUGCAAUUCAACAACUCGAUUCUGAAGCCCUCCCGAUCAAACAUUUCGUCAACGCCGGAAUCUUUGCUGAUGAUGGACCCCGAUCUAAUUACUCGUCAUUAACUAUGGAUACCCUCGCAGCUCCUCAAUCUGCUCACCCAGGGGAAGUUACCCCCAAUUUUGCUGUCACAACUGAAGAUUUAGUGAGUAGCUGGGGUUUAUCUUCUUCAUUUACCUCGUUGGCAAAUGAGCCACACCAAUGGGCUAUGAAUAAUCCUUUAUCCGUGGGGAGCACAGCGAUGAAAGUAGAUUCAGCGUGGGAGGAUGGUGUAUUUUCAUUUUUGAAUGAUGGAUUAUUUAACAAUUUGUAA